UUGAAGAUUUUGGCUUAUAAUUUAUAGUUAAAAAAAGCCAACAUUUAUAGGAUAUUUUAGACCAACUUUUUAAGCAAGAACUAAUGAAUGGAAAGCUUCAAGGUGCUAGUUUAUUGCUUCCUUGUCUUCCACUUCAUCCCAACGUCCAAUACCUUAGAAACCAUUGUUCCAGGACAAUCUCUCAAACAUAAUGAGACUUUAAUCUCUACAAAUGAGACUUUUGAAGCAGGUUUCUUCAACUUUGGAGAUUCAAAUAUUCAAUAUUUUGGUAUAUGGUACAAAGACAUUUCACCAAAAACUCCUGUGUGGAUAGCAAAUAGAGAUGUUCCAUUAGGAAACUCAUCAGGAGUUUUGAAUCUUACAGAUAAAGGAACUCUUGUUAUUGUCGAUUCCAAAGAGGUUAUGAUAUGGUCAUCUAAUACAUCAACAACAGCAGUAAAACCAAGUUUGCAGCUCUUGGAAACUGGAAAUCUAGUUGUAAAAGAUGAAAUCGACCCGGAUAAAAUUUUGUGGCAAAGUUUUGAUCUUCCUAGUGAUACUUUGAUUCCAGGUAUGAGAAUUAGAAGUAACUUAUUAACUGGAAAUUAUACAAGUUUGGUAUCUUGGCGAGACACGCAAGAUCCUGCUACUGGUUUGUAUUCAUAUCAUAUAGAUAUUAAUGGUUAUCCUCAAGUAGUGAUUAAAAAAAGAAACACAUUAUUAUUUAGAGUAGGUUCAUGGAAUGGAAAUUUUUUAUCCGGAAUCUCUUCUACGACGCUUUACAAAUCCUUCAAUAUUUCAUUUGUGAUUACUGAAAAGGAAGUUUCUUAUGGAUAUGAACUUUUGGACAAGUCCAUUGUUUCAAGGUACAUGCUAACUCCAAUCGGUCAAGUAUCGCGUUACAUGUUGUCCGAUCAGACAAAGAGUUGGCAACUUGUCUUUGUUGGUCCUUCGGAUCAGUGCGAUAAUUAUGCUCUUUGUGGUGCAAAUUCUAAUUGUGAUAUUGAUAAUUCUCCAAUAUGUGAAUGUUUUAAAGGUUUCAUUCCAAAAUCUCAGGAAAAGUGGAGUUCCCAAAAUUGGACUGAUGGUUGUGUUAGGAGAGUUCAGUUAGAUUGUGACAACAGGGAUCGCUUUUUGAAACGUAUGGGAAUGAAGUUGCCAGAUACAUCAAAAUCUUGGUUUAAUAAGAGCAUGAACCUCGAAGAAUGUGAGCGAUUCUGUAUCAGAAACUGUUCUUGUACAGCAUAUGCAAAUUUAGAUGUCAGAGAUGGUGGAAGUGGCUGCUUGCUUUGGUUUAAUAACAUUUUGGAUGUCAGAAAAUUACCCUCUGGAGGACAAGACCUUUACAUAAGAGUUGCAGCUUCAGAAUUAGACCAUAGCACAGGCUUGAACAAGAAGAAACUUGCAGGAAUUCUAGUAGGCUGUAUUUUGUUUAUUGCGAUCAUGGUCAUACUUGGAGUCGCCAUACAUCGCAAUCAGAGGAGGAAACUAGAGAACCCUGAGCAGAACCAAGUAUUUAGCUUGAGCAAUCACACUGACAACAAAAAGAAUGAAGACAUUGACAUACCAAUAUUUGAAUUAUCAACUAUAGCUAUUGCAACCAAUAACUUCUCGAUUGAUAAUAAAUUGGGGCAAGGAGGAUUUGGACCGGUUUACAAGGGUAAAUUGGAAAAUGGACAAGAUAUAGCUGUGAAGAGGCUUUGCAAUACUUCAGGACAAGGACCAAAAGAGUUCAUAAAUGAAGUUAAGCUAAUUGCCAAUCUUCAGCAUCGAAAUCUAGUAAAGCUACUUGGUUGUUGCGUUCAAAACGAUGAGAAACUCUUGAUAUAUGAAUUCAUGAUCAACAGAAGCCUGGACUACUUCAUUUUUGAUCAAACUAGAAAAAGUUUACUGAAUUGGACUCGACGAUUCCAAGUUAUUUGUGGGAUUGCUCGAGGACUUCUCUAUCUUCAUGAAGAUUCUAGAUUAAGGAUUAUCCACAGAGAUCUCAAGACCAGCAAUAUUCUUCUAGACGAAAAUAUGAAUCCUAAAAUAUCAGACUUCGGUCUUGCUCGAACAUUAUGGGGAGAUGAAGCUGAAGGAGAAACAAGAAGAAUAGUAGGAACUUAUGGUUACAUGUCUCCAGAAUUCGCGACACGUGGAUUUUUCUCGGUGAAAUCUGAUGUCUUUAGUUUUGGCGUUAUUAUACUAGAGACAAUUAGUGGAAACAAGAACCGGGAAUAUUGUGACUAUGAUGAUCUUGAUCUUCUUGGAUAUGCAUGGAGAUUGUGGAGCGAAACAACGCCGUUGGAGCUGAUAGAAGAAUCGCUACGCGAUUCCACUGUUGGAGCAGAAGCUGAAAUAUUGAGAUGUAUUCAGAUAGGGCUUUUAUGUGUUCAAGAGAAAGCUGAUGAUAGGCCAGACAUGUCAGCUGCAGUUCUAAUGCUGAAUGGUGAAAAAGCAUUGCCUAAUCCAAAGGAACCUGCCUUUUAUCCGCGUCAAUGCGACUCUUCAUCGGGAACUAGUAACCUGCAUUCAAAUAAUGAUGUUUCCAUGACAUUGUUACAAGGAAGAUAGUCUAUAUGAAACUAAGGGCCAAUUCUCCUGUUAAUAUAAAUUUGGCAUUUGUGUAUAAGUACUAACUUAAGGGAACAAUUUCUAUGUUGUUUGGAUCACUUCAGAUUUUUGCAGUAAGAGUGUGAAGGUGAGAGUAGCAUUAGCAUUACUUAGUGAAAGAUUAGUUGGUAUGCUAAAUUUAGCUCUAGGAGAAGAGAAAAAAAAUCAGUAUUAAGUUCCAAUGACGUUUAAUUGAUACAUAUGUAUUAUGAAAUAUUGCACUAAAUACACCUACAAUAUAAUAUCA
Molecule: messenger RNA, 2821 nt
Organism: Medicago truncatula (barrel medic)
Lineage: Eukaryota; Viridiplantae; Streptophyta; Magnoliopsida; Fabales; Fabaceae
Product: G-type lectin S-receptor-like serine/threonine-protein kinase At4g27290
Exons: 8
Coding region: 88-2535 (815 amino acids)
Biological process (GO): protein phosphorylation; recognition of pollen
Cellular component (GO): plasma membrane
Molecular function (GO): ATP binding; protein serine/threonine kinase activity
Source: RefSeq, a predicted model, not a curated record